AGCCAAACCAGGAAUUACCGACGCUGGAACUACAGCCAAACCAGGAAUUACUGAUGCUGGAACUACAGCCAAACCAGGUACUACUGAUGCUGGAACUACAGCCGAACCGUCUUUGCCAAGUACAACUUCUUCUACUAUUGCAACCACCGCUACACCACCAAUUCAGUGUGAGAACGGAGGUACACCUGAAGGACAGUCUUGCAACUGUCCUCCUGACUUCCACGGGGAGACCUGCAGAGAUUUUAAAACUCACAUAGUGCCAGGUACGCUCAAUAGGACAGCGGUGGUUGAUGAUAUGGAAACUAAUUCCCCGUACAUAGAAAAAUAUAACGACAAAACUUCAACUGAAUACACAGACAAGGUCAAGGAUUUCACCACAGAGAUGGAGGAAUACUACAGGAGUACAGGGAUACGGAAUUUCACAGUGGAAAACGUAACUCUGAGUAAGUGGUCACCUAAAGACAUACGCUUGGGACGUGGUAUAGAGGAGAAAAGGAUGGAAAACUCCUUGUACAACCCCAAGGCAGUAUCAUAUUGUUUGAAGGUCAAACACAAUAUCAUUCUGACGGUUCUGAAUGAACCAGGAGCUGAGCAACAGUACAAGAACUUCGUAGACAACGUUAGUUCAGCUUUGGCGAAUCUCACAUUGUGUUCAGCUCUUAACUCAGGAUGUCCUACGUUUACUGUUGCGUCAGUGGGUGAACUACAAGAAACGCCACUUGAUGAGAAAGAUGUAUGUCAGAAAACAAUCAACCUUGAUUUUGCUAAAUACUUUGAGCCUUACAAUAAAGACGGGAAGUUGCUCUGUUUGACGGCAUGUGACCCCAGACAUAAUAACACUAAAAACUGCAACACGGGUAUCUGUGAAGUAACCAGAGCCGGACUGUCAUGCAACUGUAAAAACACAAACUCAAUCUGGUACCUGGCUGACUGUAACCACCCGAUCCACAAGGCUGGGUUAUAUGCCGGAAUCAGUAUAACUGCCGGGGUUGUCCUGGUGAUAUUUGGUGUCCUGAUAGUGUUCCUGGUGGUGAACAAGAAAAAGGAAAAGAGGAAUAAAGACACUAAGCAGGAGAUGGUAAACCAGUGGCUUGAGGAUGACUUUGAAUGGCCCACACCCAACACCAGGUCCACCACAACACCUCACCCAGGGACGUACGAUAACCCAGCAUACACCAACGGGGUGUCAAAUAUCUACCAACACUCAAGCGGUCCUCUUCCAACCUACAAUCCCAACCCACAGUCGAGCGAAAGAUACCCUCCACCAUACUACCCCUCAGAGCCCCACAAUCAAAUGCACAGCUUCCCAAGCAACCAGCUUGUAAGGAUCAACAGACCGCAGAUCAGAACAUCUUAUGACUUGUAGCAUCCUCUUACUCACAAGAAAAAGUGCCUACAGAUGCUAAUUUGAGUCAGUACAUUCCUAAAGAAAAUAUUGCACUUUUUUACUCCAUACAUUUUCCCUGACAACCAAAAGUACUCAUUACGUUUUGAAUGCUUAGCAGAACAGGAAAAUAGUCCAAUUCAAGCACUUUUCAGGAGAACACGUGGCCAUCCCUACUGCCUCUGGCCUGGCGGACUCAGUAAGCACAAAUGCGUCUUUUGUAAAUAAUCUCUGUUGGAGCAUGCCCUUGGCUAUCCUUACAUUUUGAAAAAAAUAAAAUGGUCUGUUUUGCUUAAUAUAAAGGAUUUUUAAGUGAUUUACACUUUUACUUUUAGUAAUAAUAUUUACUUUUGAUAUUUAAAGCCAAAUACUUGUAGACUUUUUCUCAAGAAGUAUUUUGAUGACAAUUGGGUACUUUUUCCACCACUGUGCGAUAAAUACACAUAGGAUUGCUUGCUUGUCUAUGGCGGCCUGAAUAAGCCACAGCUCUCUGUUGUUCAUUAAAUCCUCCAGUCGAUUUCGUGAAUUGAAUUAGCAUAAUACAAAAUCCUCAUACAAAUCUGUCUGUUGAAGAUUGAGAUAUCGGUUUCUAUGCAUGGGCUGCGUCUCAAUCCAUUGCAUCCGUCGAUAUCGGCCUCCCAGAUGGGCUGCGUCUCAAUCCAUUGCAUCCGUCGAUAUCGGCCUCCCAGAUGGGCUGCGUCUCAAUCCAUUGCAUCCGUCGAUAUCGGCCUCCCAGAUGGGCUGCGUCUCAAUCCAUUGCAUCCGUCGAUAUCGGCCUCCCAGAUGGGCUGCGUCUCAAUCCAUUGCAGCCACGGAUAUCGGCCUUCAGGAUCUGCUGUGAAAGGUGGCAGAACUACAGUUGUGUUUGUCAGAUCAGAUGAAAAUCAAUACAACUCAAAACAAAUUUCCUUUAAAAAAAAGAUUGGGGGGCUCUCUGUUUUUCCAUGUGUGAAUCUAUGAUUCAAUGCAUUUCUUUGACCUAAUAGCAGUAAUGCCAAAUUCAAUGUUUCAUCAAAUAAUUUGGGGACUCUAGAGGUUUAAAGCUGCUAAGUAUUUUGUUCUGAAAUGACAGGGUGAUCAAAUUAAGAUCCUACAUCUGUAUGAACACAUUGAAUGUAAAUGUGGUAAAUACACAUAGGAUUGCUUGUUUAUGGAGGCCAAAUGAGCCAGUGCUCUCUGUUUUUCAGUAAAGCUGCUGGAUACUCUGCUCUGAGACGGCGUCUCUGCCUAUGUUGUCCAAGUAUGUAUAGCAUAUGUUCUUCCAGGAGGGCUUCGCCCAUGAGAGGAUACCCACAGUAUGAGACCACUGGUGUCCAGCUCAGGAUGCCUGAAACAUAUAGGAUUAAAACAGCUAUGGUAUUUAUACUCAUAAUAGAAUAUUUAUUCAUUUUGACAGAGGAUCAAAUAUAAUUUUAUUGCACUUUAAGAUAGAAUGAUCAAAUGCACAUUGAUGAAUUCAAUGUUUAGCAAUAGUUAUGGAAGGUUAUAAGUAAUAUAGCUUUCAUUUAUUUAUUUGUUUUUGUUUACUUGUUAUUGUAUAUUAGCUCUGUAUUACACUGUAUGCGGUCUGCCAAACAAUUUGUAUCACUGUUAAUACUGUUAUGUAAAUAUGUCAAUUGUAAUCAGAAAUUGAUAACUAUGUUUACUAUAUUUUUGUUAUCAAGAAAUAAAAUAGUUCCUGAAAAUGU
Molecule: messenger RNA, 3072 nt
Organism: Oncorhynchus kisutch (coho salmon)
Lineage: Eukaryota; Metazoa; Chordata; Actinopteri; Salmoniformes; Salmonidae
Product: mucin-17
Exons: 12
Coding region: 296-1366 (356 amino acids)
Source: RefSeq, a predicted model, not a curated record